Callithrix jacchus (white-tufted-ear marmoset) is the source of this 513-nucleotide messenger RNA. RefSeq names its product ZBTB7C antisense RNA 2 (gene ZBTB7C-AS2). NCBI's taxonomy places the organism in Eukaryota, Metazoa, Chordata, Mammalia, Primates, Cebidae. The record is from RefSeq and is a predicted model, not a curated record.
AUGGAGAGAAUAGUGUAUUGUUAAGGUAUUCUGAGUUGAGACAACUUGUACAGUGAGUGUAACACAAUGGCAAGUACAUUAGGGCCUAAAAAUAUCUUAGUUCUCCCUCUUGCCACUGACUCUUUUGUAACUGGAAAAGUUACUUCCUCUCUCUAGCCUGUUUCCUUGUUCUUAAAGUAGGACUUGAAAAAAAUCCCUCAUGGGGCAUGGCUCUUCCCUCCCUGCCUUCGCUCUCUGCAGUCACUGGUGGUGUGCACCCAGGUGUACCUGCCACUUCCCUCCAUCCCGGCUUUUGUAUGUAGUCUGAGCCACGUGGGUCUCUUUCUCUUUCCUCCAGCUGCAUCGCUCAAUCCUGCAUUGUGUCACCUCGGUGUGGAGCUGGCAUUCUGGACGAUGUGGCGUGACUUCACACUGAUGCCAUUCCCUUCCCACCCAGCCAACCUUGCUUCCUCCUCCACCCGUGGAAUAAGCCAGAAUGCUAAAAGUGGGAGGGAAAAAGAGCACCAAGGUUAA